AUGGAGAUGCUACCAAAGACUGCUUUUUCUGCUGUAUUAUCCGCUGCUGCGCUAUACGGCUUUGUUAGAUAUCUACAAAUGCUACAUGUGGGUCGCAAGUAUGGUGCACACCAACACAUCGUGGUUUCUGAAGAGACACUACUGAGACUUUUACUUCCUGAUGGGGUCGAUAUCCCGGGGGUCGUUUAUGGCGGAGACCGAACACUUCGCGCCAAAUACAGCGAAUUCUUGCGUGCGAGGAAAGAUGCUUAUAUUCAAGUAGCGAUGACCAACCUACGACCCAACGUUUAUAUCGCUGACCCCCAGGCGAUCAAGAUCAUUACCACGCAAAAGCAUAUUUACGUAAAGGAUGUAGAAUAUCUCGACCGAUUCGUGGGAUGCUAUGGCCAAAGUCUGCUGAUGGCCGAAGGUGAAGUUUGGAGGCGGCACCGCAAGCAAACUCAACGGGCCUUUAAUGAGAAAAACAUCCGUCUUGUCUGGUCAGAGACAGAGGACAUUAUGCGACGCCUAUUUAGAAUCUGGGAUAGACGAGGGUGUAAAGAAGUCCAUAUCGAUAAUGUAUCUGACGUGACCGAAACGUUAGGUCUACUUGUUAUUUCGAUGGCAGGAUUCGGUCGUCGAAUUAGCUGGGACCCAGUAGAUGAUAAGAUUCCUCAAGGACAUCAGAUGUCCUUCUCCAAUGCAGUUCGCACCGUUUCCAGGAACUUGAUUGGCAGGGCAUUAAUUCCAACAUGGGCCAAGAAUCUAACCAAGACAACGAGAGAUAUCACAACUGCGUUUUCCGAAUUUGGACAGUAUCUCACCGAUAUGGUUGCAUUGGGCCAGAAAAGCUCCGAAGUAACUGGCGAUCAGUCACAAGAUAUGCAUGAACCAAAAUUGGCUCCUGACAGCCUCAUUAAUCUUCUCCUCUCGGCGAAUUGUGAGAAUACAUGGGAUGGAGGAAAAGGGUUGGAUGACAAGGAAGUUGCCGGAAAUAUCUUCCUGUUCCUGUUUGCAGGACACGAGAGCACUGCUCAUGCAAUCUCGUUCUGUCUUGGUUUGUUGGCUUUAUAUCCAGAGGUUCAACAGGAAGUGUACGCACAGAUCGAGGAGGUCGUGCGGUCACAUGGUGGACUUCAUUACUCAAAUUUAAAGGAUAUCCAUCUUGUAGAAUGCGUAUUUUGGGAAAGCCUACGAUUGUAUCCUGUAACAUCUCACGUCGCCAGGAUCGCCACCCAGGACUCGGUCGUAAGCGUUGCUCGCAACGGUCCAGGGGCAGACGAGAAUACGCGCGAGAAUUUCUUUAUCCCCAAGGGGUCAAAUAUUUGGCUCUCUCUUACUGCGGUUCACUACAAUCCUACCUAUUGGGCUGAGCCUGAAAAAUUCCGCCCCAAAAGAUUUAUGGAACCUCAUAACAAGGAUGCAUUCCUCGCCUUUUCCACUGGAAUGCGCUCGUGCAUCGGACGAAGAUUCGCAGAAGUUGAGGGAACCGUCGCACUUGCUCUGUUAUUAGAACGAUACGAAAUUAAGAUCGAUAAGGAGAAAUUUCCCGCCAUUCCAGGAGAGAGUGCGCUUGAGCGGGAAGCACGCUUCUUAAAUCCUAUACAACGAAGUACCGUUACUCCGAUGAAAGUUCCCCUAGUUUUUAAACGUCGUAGUUAA
This is a messenger RNA of Rhizoctonia solani, 1641 nucleotides long. Its product is annotated as cytochrome P450 family protein. The coding region runs from base 1 to 1641 and encodes 546 amino acids. The record is from RefSeq and is a predicted model, not a curated record. Gene Ontology annotation, molecular function: oxidoreductase activity, acting on paired donors, with incorporation or reduction of molecular oxygen; heme binding; iron ion binding. NCBI's taxonomy places the organism in Eukaryota, Fungi, Basidiomycota, Agaricomycetes, Cantharellales, Ceratobasidiaceae. The transcript is spliced from 13 exons.